AUGACAUCAAGUCGUCCCUCAACCCCUCCAAAGACGGCCUCCGAGAUCGUCCACGAAUCCAGCAGACGCCACCCGCCAGCCAGUGGUAGCACAUCCACCACAUCUAUUAGCGCUUCCUCCCGUCACCCCGACAUCGCUAGCGGCACCGACGAUGACAUACUUCCUGGGAAUCGAGAAUCGACCCUGCCCACCCCGGUACCAGGAACACGGCGGCGGUUGAAUCGGUGGAGCUGGAAUUGGGUGCCAGCACCCGUACGUCGCACAGGCAAUGCCGUUGCGACCUGGGUGCGCGGACCGCCGAACCCAACGCGCUACACCAUCAAACCGCUGUUCCCCAAGGUGCAACACGCCCCAGUCUGGCUGCUCAACAAAGUCGCACCCCGUCGCUGGCACAAGGCCGUGCUUGCCGUGGUAUACAUCGCCCUGUGGGUCACAGCUUUUGCACUCGUCGUGCAGCAUGCCAACCAGGCUACUGCCAUCGAGGACUUCGGCGUGCCGACAACCCUGGGGUGUGGCUCGUCGUAUUGGGUCUAUGGCAACGGCUGCGAUUUGGAUGGUAACUACUGCCGUCCCUUUGCGAACCAAACAUUGGCGUUCAAGUGCCCUGCAAACUGCGCGAGCUACAGAGUUCAGAAUCCAAGGGCUGUUGGUGACCAGGAGAUCAUCUACCGGUCCAUGGUUAUUGGAGGGCCCGGGAGUGGGAAGGAUCCAAACCUGGGGCCCAUCUACCGUGCCGAUUCCUAUAUCUGCGCUGCCGCGAUGCAUUCCGGUAUUGUCUCUAAUACUAAGGGUGGCUGUGGAGUUUUGAACCUUAUAGGCGAGCAGAGGAACUUCGUCUCUUCCAACCGUAAUGGCAUCGACAGCAUUGAGUUCAAGUCCUCAUUCCCCAGGUCCUACACUUUUCUCAGUGGCGUCGCCUGCGACUCGGAAGAUCUUAGAUGGCCACUGUUGGGAAUGUCGGUAGCAUUCACGGCCGUUUUCUCCCUUUUCACGACCUCGGCACCUUUAUUCUUUUUCCCUGUAUUCACCGGAAUCUUUUGGCACGUCGGCAUGGUCUCUGACCCUCCUGCCAACGCUGGCACUGCGGACCUCGCUUCCAAGAUCAUCGGCAGGUAUCUCCCUGCCAUAUUCGUAGCAUGGGUCAUGUAUGACCGCAUGGGCAUCCGCCGCACCCUCGCCGGCCUCACGGCUCAAGUCGAAAAGACGAUCCUUUGGCUCGGCGCCUGCUGGCUUGGCGCGCUCGAGAACUAUUCCUUCUCUGAGUGGAUUCCCAUCAACCGCCUUACCGGUCGCGACCUGGAGCAGCAACCUGGGGCCAAGGCCGCUCUAGCCUUCAUUGUUAUCCUGCUUGUUGUCAUCGCCGCGUCUCAAGUCUGGUUCUUCCGUCAGGAGGGUCGCCUUGGGCGCAUGCUGCGCAUCUACGGCCUCCUGGUCGGUGCCAUCCUUGUCUGCCUUUGCAUCACCCCGCUCCAGCUCCGCAUCCAUCACUACAUCCUUGCUCUGCUGCUUCUGCCUGGGACUAGCAUGCAGACGCGGCCCUCGCUCAUCUACCAGGGACUCCUCGUCGGGCUUUUCAUCAACGGCACCGCCCGCUGGGGAUUCGACGCCGUCCUCCAGACCGCCGCCUCGCUGCUAGGCGACGGCCAGUUCUUCUCCGACCUGCCGACUAUCCUAGCUCCGACCAUCUCGCUGGCAUCAGCGUCCUCGACGAAUCUGAGUAGCAUAACGUUCUCUUGGUCCGUCGCCGAAGCUGUCGACCUGGGCUAUGAUGGUAUCAGCGUGCUCGUCAACGAUGUUGAGCGCUACCGUGGCUUCUUCGAGGACGAAGUCUCUUCUGACCCAAACAUUGGUGGUCCGAAUGCCGGCCGCCGUUUUGAAUGGCGCCGCAACGCCACCACGCAACCUAACGACGAGUACUUUCGCUUCGCCUACAUCUUCGGCACCGAUUCGAUGGAUUAUACCAAGGCUGGCACUUGGACUGCCGCCGGCGAGUGGGUAGGCAUGGCCCCGGGGCCGUCCAAGAUGAGACGGCGAAGCUUAACAAUGCGCUCUCCCAAGAGGGAUCAAGGGGCGCGGCAGACUAGGAGAACGAAGGUGUUUGAUGAUGAAUUAUAA
Molecule: messenger RNA, 2115 nt
Organism: Pyricularia pennisetigena
Lineage: Eukaryota; Fungi; Ascomycota; Sordariomycetes; Magnaporthales; Pyriculariaceae
Exons: 1
Coding region: 1-2115 (704 amino acids)
Source: RefSeq, a predicted model, not a curated record